Messenger RNA from Chlorocebus sabaeus (green monkey), 984 nucleotides. Lineage: Eukaryota; Metazoa; Chordata; Mammalia; Primates; Cercopithecidae. The record is from RefSeq and is a predicted model, not a curated record.
AUGGGUAUCGCAUUUCAGACAACCCCGGCCGCCGCUGUGGAGCUGAUCCAGGACACCUCUACUUCGCCACUGGAGUACGUGAGAGUUCCGCUCAUCAAGUACUUUGCAGAGGCACUGGGACCCCUGCAGAGCUUCCGGGCCCGGCCCGAUGACCUGCUCAUCAGCACCUACCCAAGGACUACCUGGGUGAGCCGUCUGGACAUGAUCUACCAAGGUGGUGACCUGGAGAAGUGUCGCCCGACUCCCAUCUUCAUGCAGGUGCCCUUCCUUGAGUUCAACCCAGGGAUUCCCUCAGGGAUGGAGACUCCUGAAAGGCUUUUCCGGCCCCCACGGCUCCACCAGAAGACACACCUGCCCCUGGCCCUGCUGCCCCAGACUCUGUUGGAUCAGAAGGUCAAGGUGUGGUCUAUGUUGCCCAUAGCGCAAGGCGUGGCGAUCUACUACCACUUCUACCAGGCCAAGGUACACCCUGAGCCUGAGACCUGGGACAGCUUCCUGGAGAAGUUCAUGGCUGGAGAAGUGUCCUACGGGUCCUGGUACCAGCACGUGCAGGAGUGGUGGGAGCUGAGCCACCACACCCACCUGACCCCUUUUAUUUUCCUGAAUCAACAAACCUACCUCCACUGAGGAGCCUCUGCUCCUCAGAACCCCAAAAGAGGGGGUCGGAAGAUCCUGGAGUUUGUGGGGGCGCUCCUGCCAGAGAGACCGUGGACCUCUUGGUUCAGCACCCCGUCAUUCAAGGAGAUGAAGAAGAACCCGACCAACUACACCACCGUCCCCAGGGAGUUCUUGGACCACAGCAUCUCCCCCUUCGCGAGGAAAGGCAUGGCUGGGGACUGGAAAACCACACACGUGGCGCAGAAUGGGCGCUUGAUGCAGACUAUGCAGAGAGAGAUGGCAGGCUGCAGCCUCAGCUUCGCUCUGAGCUGUGAGAGGGCUCCACGGGGAGUCACUGCAGGAGAGGGGAGUGUAGAUCAAGCCUGA